Messenger RNA from Iphiclides podalirius (scarce swallowtail), 1200 nucleotides. Lineage: Eukaryota; Metazoa; Arthropoda; Insecta; Lepidoptera; Papilionidae. The record is from the annotation of a GenBank genome assembly.
AUGGACCACUUGAAAUUGACCUUUGAUAAGUUGUCUGUUGAAUACAUUAGUGACCUAGUGUUGGACAAUAGCUGUGGAGCUAUUUCCGUUUUUGUUGGAACUACUAGAGACAAUUUUGAAGGUAAAAAGGUGGUUAAAUUAGAAUAUGAGGCAUAUGAACCAAUGGCACUGAAGGCAAUGAAAAGUAUUUGCGAUGAAAUCCGAAGCAAGUGGCCUGCUGUACAUGGCAUUGCUAUAUACCAUAGGCUGGGCGCGGUGGCAUGCCGAGAGGCGUCCGUGGUGGUGGCCGUGAGCAGCCCGCGGCGCGCGGAGGCGACGGCCGCCGCCGCGCACUGCGUCGACCGCCUCAAGGCCACGGUGCCCGUCUGGAAGCGGGAGCACUACGCCGGCGGCCACCAGCCCCAGUGGAAGGAGAACCAGGAGUGUCCAUCCCAACAAUCACCACAAAGAUCACCAUCACCACACAUACCCGAGACCGCCACCGAUAGGAACUUGAUACAGAUAAACGUAUCGAACGAGGAGUUGCAACAGCGCAUACAGAACUUCAUCGAGAGGAAGAGAGACCAAGUGAACGUUAGCAACAUCGCGGACUUUAUACCCGGGCACUGCGAGAGCGAGACGCAGGACACGGAGACGUGCGCGAGAGUGAGAACGCAGUUUGUUAAGAGAAGCGACUCUAAGGGACAUUUGAAAAGUAAGUUGUCCAUAAUCGAAGAGCAAUCGAGAUUUAAUUUCGUCGUGUCGAUUUUGUGGUUUUGGUCUAUGGGCGGCGGUAUUCUUCCACCUUCUCACAUAAAGGUGAUUGCAACGAACAUGUACCGAAGAGAGAAGGGAGAGCCAAUGCGCGGCAUUACGAACGUCCGCAGUCCGCAAGGCGCACAACGAGUGGGGCCCGCAGACGGUGCGCGCGGCGGAGGGUGGUGGCGGUGGGGCGGGGGCGCCCUCCCCGGCGCGGUGGCGGAGCGGCUGCGCGCGGCCGAGGGCGCGCUCGGCGUGGCGCCGGUGGGCAGCGACGUGUACCGCCGCCUCAAGGCGGUGGAGGACCGCCUCGCGCACCUGCACGCCCUCUCGCCCGAGUACGCGCACUUCUGGAAUGUGAAACAAGACUCGACGGAGGUGAAACAGGAGAGCGCGGAAUACGUCUACUCUGCGGAAGAUAUUGCUCGCAAGAUAGAGCAGUUGGAGAAGCAGGCGAGCGCU